UCUCUCUCUACAGGCCCCCAAAGGGACGAGCGGUAGAAAAUGGAUGGAUGGAUUUGUGUUAACCAUGAUUCAAUUCAGGCCCUGCGAUGAGGUGGCGACUUGUCCAGAGUGUACCCCGCCUGAGAUAGGCGCCAGCGCCCCCCCGCGACCCCAAAAAGGGAAUAAGCGGUAGAAAAUGGAUGGAUGGAUGAUUCAAUUAAGUCUCCUUAAAACUCAUUUGUAUACUCUAGCCUUUAAAUAGACUCCCUUUUUAGACCAGUUGAUCUGCCGUUUCUUUUCUUUUUCUUCUAUGUCCCACUCUCCCUUGUGGAGGGGGUCCGGUCCGAUCCGGUGGCCAUGUACUGCUUGCCUGUGUAUCGGCUGGGGACAUCUCUGCGCUGCUGAUCCGCCUCCGCUUGGGAUGGUUUCCUGCUGGCUCCGCUGUGAACGGGACUCUCGCUGCUGUGUUGGAUCCGCUUUGGACUGGACUCUCACGAAUCCUGCGUGGGGCCCCUGGCGAUGGCCGGCUUCGCCCGGGCGCGGGCCCUCGCCACCAAAUGGAACCACGAUCCCAGACUGGCUUCCAGGCCCUUCCAUCCCGAAAGAGAGGGCUUCGUGAUGGGCGAGGGAGCGGCCGUGGUCCUGCUGGAGGAGCGGGACCACGCCGUCAACAGGGGGGCCCGGAUCUACGCCGAGGUCUUGGGGUAUGGACUGUCGGGGGACGCCAGCCACAUUACCACACCCAGCGCCGACGGAGACGGGGCAUUUAGGUAACCCCUUCAUUUCUCUCUCUACAUGCCCCCAAAGGGACGAGCGGUAGAAAAUGGAUGGAUGGAUUUGUGUUAACCAUGAUUCAAUUCAGGCCCUGCGAUGAGGUGGCGACUUGUCCAGAGUGUACCCCGCCUUCCGCCCGAUUGUAGCUGAGAUAGGCGCCAGGGCCCCCCCACGACCCCAAAAAGGGAAUAAGCGGUAGAAAAUGGAUGGAUGGAUGAUUCAAUUAAGUCUCCUUAAAACUCAUUUGUAUACUUUAGCCUUUAAAUAGACUCCCUUUUUAGACCAGUUGAUCUGCCGUUUCUUUUCUUUUUCUUCUAUGUCCCACUCUCCCUUGUGAAGGGGGUCCGGUCCGAUCCGGUGGCCAUGUACUGCUCGCCUGUGUAUCGGCUGGGGACAUCUCUGCGCUGCUGAUCCGCCUCCGCUUGGGAUGGUUUCCUGCUGGCUCCGCUGUGAACGGGACUCUCGCUGCUGUGUUGGAUCCGCUUUGGACUGGACUCUCACGAAUCCUGCGUGGGGCCCCUGGCGAUGGCCGGCUUCGCCCGGGCGCGGGCCCUCGCCACCAAAUGGAACCACGAUCCCAGACUGGCUUCCAGGCCCUUCCAUCCCGAAAGAGAGGGCUUCGUGAUGGGCGAGGGAGCGGCCGUGGUCCUGCUGGAGGAGCGGGACCACGCCGUCAACAGGGGGGCCCGGAUCUACGCCGAGGUCUUGGGGUAUGGACUGUCGGGGGACGCCAGCCACAUUACCACACCCAGCGCCGACGGAGACGGGGCAUUUAGGCCCUGCGAUGAGGUGGCGACUUGUCCAGAGUGUACCCCGCCUUCCGCCCGAUUGUAGCUGAGAUAGGCGCCAGGGCCCCCCCACGACCCCAAAAAGGGAAUAAGCGGUAGAAAAUGGAUGGAUGGAUGAUUCAAUUAAGUCUCCUUAAAACUCAUUUGUAUACUUUAGCCUUUAAAUAGACUCCCUUUUUAGACCA
Molecule: messenger RNA, 1726 nt
Organism: Nerophis ophidion (straightnose pipefish)
Lineage: Eukaryota; Metazoa; Chordata; Actinopteri; Syngnathiformes; Syngnathidae
Product: 3-oxoacyl-[acyl-carrier-protein] synthase, mitochondrial-like
Exons: 2
Coding region: 1279-1587 (102 amino acids)
Biological process (GO): fatty acid biosynthetic process
Molecular function (GO): 3-oxoacyl-[acyl-carrier-protein] synthase activity
Source: RefSeq, a predicted model, not a curated record